UUCGUGUGAUUUUCGUAACGGGCAGACAAAAACAAAAUGUGUCAAAAAAUAAGGGAUGAAAACACGUCAUCGAUCGAUAAUGGGGUGCCAUUCGAGGAGGCGCACAGCAUCCGCAGAAAAUUUGCUGCAGGAACGAGAGAAAAGUUCAAUUAAAAGUUGUCCUGCCGUGUCGGAAUGGGCACUUUUAGUGACGCAAAUUUUGUGAUUAGAUGGCGAGAGACUUAGUUUGCGGCAAGAUGAACUCUGAGAUGUAGUUUGUGAAGUGAAGCGUACAGAAAUUCACGGUCUUCCAGCUGUUUCUUCCCCUCACGGGGAAACAGCAUCCUAAUAGGAUAAUUUUGUUAGAAAUGUAGUGAAAUAAUUAGUUACGGUAAAAUCCAACGUCUUCCAAAUCGUUAGUGUUAAGUGUAAACGCAAGUCUUCCAAGUUUUGCAUAAAAUAAGUUAGUUUACGUAAGAAGAAGCAUCAUCAUGAAGCAGCAAUCGUCAGCGGACAAGUUUCACCGUCGCAGAGCCGCCAUGGAGAAGGCCAACAAGGCUAAAAAGGAUAAAUUUUUCGAGCACGAUCUGAGGCUGGACGAAUCUGGCGGCAAGGACGACGACCAGAUUCCAGGCGUGACUCCGGAUUCCUCCACAAAUCCGGAAGAAAUGAUUGCUGCCGAGAAGGCCGCUCUGGACGCUCUACCAGACACCAGAAGUCCAACGUCUUCCGAGUCUUCCACGGACCGUACGACGACCAUGAAGUCGAUGGUUCACGUGAGCAAGACUCCCAAAAGCAAUAGCAAGACGCUCUUCAAGAAGCAACAAACCAGCCGCAAGAAGCUGCUCAAAAAGCUCCGUCGACUGCAGCAGCUUCAGGCCCUCCAUCCCGGCAUGUGCCUUCCGGCAGGAGCAGCGCCAGGAUUUGGACAGCCACCGCCGACAGCGCUCCGUUACGGGCCAACCGGGAAGCAGUGCUGCUGCCAGUGCGCAUGCACCGGCCUCAACAACAACCAUUUGAAGUUUCUCCCUCGGCAGCAGCAUCAUCCCUUGCAACAACAGUACCAGCAGCCAGACGGGCCGGAAGUGCUGCCGCAGAGUUCCGCAUCCGAGGCCGGAACGACGUCCACGACCUUCAACCAACAUCAGCAUCAUCACAGGCAGCAAUUCUACCAGCAUCAACGCCACAACCAACUCCAUCAUCAUCCGCCGACGGCGCAGCAUUCGACUUCCUUCCAGCGACGACCUGCCGCACAUCCUGCCCAACUGCGAGGAGCGACUGGGCCAUUUUGCAUGAAGGAGAUGCACAGCGUUGUGAGCGUCCGCGAGACCCAUCACAUCGCCCAGGCCCAGCAGGAGAAGAAUGCCAAGCUGCGGGAGGCUUUCGGCAUCUCGGAGUACUUUGUCGAGGGAACCAGCUUCGACCAGGACCGCAAGGCGAAGGAGGACCUGGCCAAGGCGGACGCCCUGCAGAAGGAGCUGGCGGAAAAGGAGCGGGCGGCUCGCGAGGCGGAAAAGGUCAACCGGAAGCGGUACGCACUGGUGAGGACUCCGUCGCCGGACCGGCCGGCGGCAGCCAGCAAUGGCGGCAAGGACGGCGGCGAGGAGGAGCGCCGUGGCCACGGUGAUGACGAUGACGACGAGGCCGGAGGGGGGCGCAAGGAUGACAAAAAGAAGCACCGCAAGAAGAAUCGAGAUGGAUCAUCAAGUCCGGAACGCAAGAAGGACAAAAAGAAGAAAUCCAAGAAAAACAAGAAAGACAGAUCCAAGAAGAAACACUCGAAACGUUCGCACCGGGACCGUGACGACAGCGAGGCCCACUCGGAUUCCGACUCGGACUCGGACCGCUCGGAUUCGCACUCGGAUGGCGGCAAGCAUCGUAAAAAGUCCUCGCGGAAGGAUAAGAAAAAGAAAAGCUCUAAAAAGAAGCACGCACGGUCGCGAUCGGGUUCGCCGGACAGCUCUCCGACGAAGCAACCGGAACGUGAUCAUGGAAAGCGCGAUCGCGAGCACCGGAAGGAAAAAGAUCGUCGCGAUGACGCGAGUUCAAGCCGGGAUCGUCGGGUCGAAGAUUCCGCUCGGCAUUCCGGGUUCUACCAGCAGCAGCAACAGCAGAGGGACUUUGAGCGUUACGGAGGAAGGAGGGCUGAGGAAAGGGGUCGGAAAAGUCGCUCCCGCGACCGGCGCAGGAAUGAUGAUCGUUCGCGGAGCAGAUCAAACUCCAAGAGAAAGGACCGGUCACGGUCGGGCUCGAGGGUCAAAGCAACGAAGCGGGACAAAUCGCACGAGAAACGCCAGCGUAGUGUAGAAAAGGCCAAGGAUCGGAAGAAGGACAAGUCGCCGAAGCGUUCGGACGGGGAUAAAAAGAAGGCGAGGGAUCGGUCUAGAUCGAGGUCCAAAUCGGUGGAGAAAAGGUCGAAGGACAAACGGCGCGAUCGUUCUGGUUCGCGUAGCACCCGCAAGGAAGACACGAAAUCGAAGGACAAGCGGCGCAACAGAUCGCGCUCGGCUAGUGAGAAGAGAAGCGACAAGAAACGGCAGGAUAGAUCACCAUCGACGAGCAAGAAGCGGGAUGAGGAAAAACGCCGCAAGAGGUCACCCUCGGCGGGUAAAAGAGGUAAGGAAGUGGAGACCAAAAGGCGUGACGAGCCGAAACGUCGCGAGAGAUCGGCGAGCAAAACUGGCAAGGUUGACGAGAAGCGUAGAGGAAGAUCACGCUCGAACAGUGGGGAUCGUUCUCGAUCGGUCAGCCGUGGUAAGCAGGCAGAGAGACGCCGUGAAAGAUCGGCUAGCAACAGACGCGAAAGAAUGACCAGACUACGAUCUCCGGCGUCCGCCAUGAAAUGGGAAAUGAUGAAGCAACGUAACGUGUCCCAAUCGGAGAACCGUGAGAGUGAUGACGGAAAACGGCGUGACAUCAAGAAGAAGGACGAUGAGAAACGCCGCGGCAAGUCAAAGGAUCGCCGUGAGCGCAAGCGGUCCGAAACACCCGAACUGAGACAACGCGACAGAAGUGAAAGCCCGGUGGAAAGACCGAGGAAGCGGUAUGAUUCUCCGAUGGCACCCAAAGCGUUUAGAAACAAGUCUCGAUCGCCUUCUAGGGAGAAACCGCGCAAGGAGCGUACAAAGUCACCGAAGGCAAGUUACCGGAAGAAUCGCUCCAAGUCUCCGGUGGCAAAGCGUAGAGAUCGCUCGCGAUCACCGGUUGAGGAACGUAGAGGUCGUUCCAAGUCACCGUUGAGAAAACGCAGAGAAAGAUCCAUGAGUGUUGAACCACCCAAGAAGACGAUGGCAUACAGAAAAAGUCCUUCUAAAUCUCCCGUCGUCAAGAACCGAAGAAACCGCUCCGAAUCAACCGAUGACAACAGGAAGAAACCUUCCAAGUCUCCGGUAAGGAACAGAAGAUCGCCACCCCUGAUGAAGAAGCCAAGAUCAAGGUCCCCGCUCCCAUCGCGGAAAGAACCAGAACAACCGACCAGAAGACAACGAUCAAACACUCCGGAAGCACGUGCGCCCGCUUCUUCUUCCAAGGCACCUGCAAAACAACCCGUGUCCGACGGAGACUCUUCCGAUUCGGACUCAUCGUCGGACUUGAGCUAUUCACCGGCCCAACGCGAUCCCGAUCGCUACCGCGACAUCUUGGAGAAGCAAAGUCGCUUAAAAGAGCGCCAAAAAUCGCGAUCACCCUCACCCAAGAAGCAAACCCCGGCGCGAAAGUCCUUCUCGCCGAAGCAGGCGCCCGUUCCGGCCAAGUCACGUUCAAAGACCCCGGUAAAGAGACGUCGCUUCGAGACGCCACCCCCGCAGGAGAAACCUGUAGUUGCGAAAAAGAAGGACACGCGAUCGCCUCCACCAAGGAAGCGCAAAGAUCGCACUCCGUCUCCAGCGGUGUCUCACUCCAGCGAAAGCAGUCGACCCUCGGUGAAGCCGGUCAAGGACGUGACCUCGGAGGCGAAGCGUCCGGAGGAGAAAUCAUCCCCGUCCUCAAACGAGAAAUCCAGCAAGCACGGUAGCAAAAAGUCCAAGAAGAAGCAUCCCCAGCAGGUUCAACCGGUUGUCAAGCUGCAAUCUCCGGCCUCGUCGUCCUCGGAAGAAUCCGACCAGGAAGCGCGCGAUCAACCCAGCAGCAGCAGCAGCAAAUCCAAACAGAAGGGACGAUCCGAUCAUCACCUGGACGCGUUCCUACCUUCGCUCACGGAACAGAAAGAGGACAAGAUGCUGAAGGCACUCAAGAAUGACUUGGCCGCCAAGGCAAAGCAAUGCCUGGAGAAGAAAAAAUCCGUAUCGGAGCUGACGGGUCCAUCGGACACGUCCGCGCAGCCUCGCGUUGGCGAGAGUCGCGAACGAAACAUCCAGAUUCAACAGGCAAAGAUGGCUUCGUACAACAUCCCGAUCGACAACGGCAAGGGCAUCGAGUUCACCUCGGAGGAAGCAACCGUUCCCGAAGAGGCGACCUUCCUGAGAAGCAAGGCCGGCGCUCCCAUGCCGGUGGCUGCCCCCGCCGUUUCCAGCAGCAGCAGCCAGAUGAAGAAGGACAUUCACGAAAUCCUGACGACCGUCGGAGCACGCCAUGCGGAAGACAGCGCUAAGAAUAGCAGCAGCAGCGGCGGAGUCGCGGUCAGCUUGGCCAAGAGCACGAUUCUGAGUGCGGUCGACAGCAUCCUGAAAGAGAAGAUAUCCGGGGCGAUCGAGUCGGCGGCCGCGGCCGUCAAGGCACGCAAGUCCCGCAGCGCGUCCCGGUCGAGGUCACGUUCGCGUUCCAGGUCGCAUCGAUCCCGCAGCUACAGCAGUUCCAGCUCAAGCUCGCGCAGCUCCCGUUCGCGGUCUUCGCGAUCUAGCCGCUCCAGAAGUGGUGCGAGCUCGCGCCGAAGCCGUACUCGCUCCCGCAGCAGCACGUCGCGAUCCCGAUCGCGCACGCCGCCGCCACCCAAGCGUCGCUCGUCGCGCUCGCCGUCGAUUCCGCGCCGUGCCGGUUCGCCCAGCUUCCUGGACCGUCGUCGGAUCACCAGCGCUCGGAAGCGUCCCAUACCGUAUCGUCGGCCGACUCCGUCGUCCCUCUCCAGUGGCAGCAGUUACCACAGCCGCAGCCGGUCCCGCUCGCGGAGCCACAGCAAAAGUGUCUAGAAAGCCCCGGUGACCAUAACGUAGCCAUAAUCGCAGAACAAACCGCAAGAGAAAAUCAAAAACAAUCAUGAGAAAAGCAAAUGCUCGAUUUUUGUUUCAUUAACUGUGCAGAUAUUAAUAUUUUAAACAGCUAUCCCGAUAUUACUAACUGAUAAGAUCAACUCACCAACUAGUCACAGACCAUUAGCAAAUUUAUUUCUUUGUUCUAGUUACUUUUUAAGGUGCAAUUCAACAAAGAAAAAGAAACGAAAUCAUGAUCUCGAGAUUACACUAUCUAAGUCAUUAAUUUAUUUAAUUUAUUUCCCUUAUUUAUUUAACUUUAUCAUAUCAUAAGCUGCAAACAAUGAAACAUACCAACAGCAAGUAUUUAAAAUGAUCAAUACACAAAUGUGAUUACAACAGGUACUAAAACGA
This is a messenger RNA of Culex pipiens pallens (northern house mosquito), 5516 nucleotides long. It is a transcript of the gene Srrm234, whose product is annotated as serine/arginine repetitive matrix protein 2. The transcript has 9 exons. The record is from RefSeq and is a predicted model, not a curated record. Bases 471 to 5102 code for a protein of 1543 amino acids. Lineage: Eukaryota; Metazoa; Arthropoda; Insecta; Diptera; Culicidae.